AUCUGUAACGCUAUUACUAAAGAUCUAGUACUAGUACUACUAGACCCUAAGAAGCCAUUCAAGGUAGAAACGGACGCUUCAAACUACGCUAUCAGAGGAUAAUUAGGAUAACGAGACAAACAAGGGAAGCUACAUCCUAUAGCCUUCUUUUCAAAGAAGCUUAAUAGACCACAUCUCAAUUAUCCAAUUCACAACAAGGAACUACUUACGAUUAUUAAAGCUUUCAAGGAAUGGCGACCAUACCUCAGUGGCACGAUUAAACCAGUACAAGUAUAUAUAGAUCAUAAGAAUUUACGAUACUUCACGAUAACAAAGGAACUUAACGGACGACAAAUACGAUAGGCAGAAUUCCUCGUAGAAUUCAACUUCGAGAUCCGCUAUAAGAAGGGCAAAGAAAACGCACAAGCGGACAUUUUAAGUCGACGAACGGAUCAUACAAAAGGACAAACGGGAACAACACCACCGUUAUUCAAGGAACGAACAGAUAGAACGCUAUAUCACGAAACGCAGAUACCUAUAGAAGAUGAUCUACUUGACUCGUUCCUAGAAUGCUAUACAAUCUUUCAAGAGGAAAGGAUCAACGAGGCAUAACUAGUGGUACCUAAUGGAGUGGAAGAAAAAGAUAGGAAACUCUAGUACCAAGGCAAAGCAUAUAUCUACGACAGGGAUCAAUAGCUGCAAAUGAUUCGAGAACUCUAUAAGUCGAAACUCGGAGGAUAUAAAGGAGUCACGAAGACUGUCGCACAAGUCAAGAAACACUACGACUUUCCACAGUUGACGGCAUGAGUUAAGGAAGUUGUACGGAACUACGACAUUUGCAAUCGAAGCAAGACGGCACGAUACAAGCUGUAUAGGCUACUUUAGCCACUACUAAUAGCUGAUAAACUAUAGAGUUUAGUCACAAUAGACUUUAUUACAAAGCUGCUAGAAUCCAAGGACAUAGCUAUAGGAGUGACCUAUAAUAGUAUUCUUACUAUAGUAGAUCGCCUGACUAAGUGGGCAUACUUCUUUCCCUAUAAGGAGUCCUAGAUAGCGGAAUAGUUAGUAGAUAUAAUCUAUCGGCAAGUUACAUCAGUAUAUGCUUGGCCGUAAGAAUGGAUCACCGACAGAGACACCAAGUUCGCGUCGAAGUUCUGGCAAGCGUUAAUACAACGAUUAGGCGUUAAUAGCAAGCUGUUAACAGCAUAUCACCUGCAGACCGAUGGACAAACAGAGCGACUAAACCAAGUUAUUAAGUAGUAUCUCCGUUCUUACGUCAAUUACUAGCAAAACGACUAGGUCAUACUAUUGCCAAUAGCAUAACUCGCUUAUAACAUAAUGCCAACGGAAACGACCAAAGUCACACCGUUCUUCGCGAACUAUAGAUAUAAAGUAGACCUUAGGCAAGGACUAGAGGUCAUAGUGCCAAGAGCAGUAGUCAAAGCAGAACAGAUAUACACACUAUAUAAGAAGCUUAAAAAGGAACUCGAGUUUGUCAGAACCAGAAUAAAGAGCUACUAUAACAAACAUAGGCUCGAGAAACCUUGCCUAUAAAGGGGAGACAAAGUCUACCUAAUUACACAAAACCUACAAACCAAACGACUAAGCGCAAAGCUAGACUUUAAGAAGGUUAGACCCUUCGUUAUCAAAGAACGAAUUUUGACAUCUAACUACUAACUAUCGUUACCGUCAUCUAUACGCCUACAGACGGAUGUUUUUUAUAUUUCACUUCUCGAACCAGCACCAAAGAACGCUAAGGUUGCUACGCACAUCGAAGCAGAGGAUAAAGAGGAAGAAUAGGACGUCGAAGAAAUUCUAGAUUUAUAUAUCAUUAACAGGGAACUAUAGUACCUAGUCAAAUGGCUUGAUUUUAGACUAGAAGACAACUCAUAGGAACCAGUCAAGAAUUUGAACUGCCCUAAGAAACUAGAACAGUUCCACCGGCAGAACCCGGAUCGACCAAAGGAAAACCCGGGACAGAACCAAAGACGGCGCCCUAGUUAAUAGCAUCGACGGCAUCAUUAAUCUGUAACGAGGGCAUAGUAGGCGUCUCUUGCCGCUCAACCUCCUCUAACUUGUCUAAGGUCGACAGACUACGCGCCACCAUAUCGGCACCUUUCUCUACCAAAAACUCCUUCUGCUAACGAAGACACCGGAGCCAUGUAAGCUUUUCGGACAACUUACGCUAGGCCUCUUCUAGAUAGUAUUAGGAUUUAUCUAGCUCAAGUUUAGCAUGACGUUUAGCAUCUUUGAUAUAACGCUACUCCUAAAGAAUAUAAUCUAAGGAAGAAAGUAAGAUACCAAAGCCAUCGCAAGAACGACCUCGACAAAUAUAGGCCUUAUAACGCUUUAUACGCACGAUCAUUUUACAGACGAGGCCUUAUAAUACGUACCAAGAGCAAGGCAUAACGAUAAAACCGUUCUUAGCGAUGUUCUAAGCAAGGAAAGCAUAGUAACGUAUAAAGUACGACUUCCGUUUCUCUAUCGGCAUUUUG
Molecule: messenger RNA, 2474 nt
Organism: Thermothelomyces thermophilus ATCC 42464
Lineage: Eukaryota; Fungi; Ascomycota; Sordariomycetes; Sordariales; Chaetomiaceae
Exons: 3
Coding region: 1318-1533 (71 amino acids)
Source: RefSeq, a predicted model, not a curated record